AAGAUGGACCACAACGAGAUCUCGAUGAGCAUGGACGUCAAGCUGGAUACACACGACAAGCGGCCAGUGGCGCUGCGCUACAAGACGUGGACGCGCUGCCAGGUGAAAAUCGAGGCCAUCAAGUGUGUGCCCUGCUUCCUGCGGCUGAGCUUCCAGUCGCAGGAGACGGAGGCGCAGGACCAUCAUCCCGCCAAGCCCAUUAGUGUCUCCGUGAACGUUCCAGGAGUCAGCCUAAGCCUGGCCACGUCCCGCACCAAGCAGCACUCCUACGGGCUCUUCUGGACGCAGAACCGUCGCGACUGCUUCAUCUACUUCGCCCUGGAAACGGAGACCUCCUGCCGGCGGCACAUGAAGUGGAUGCGCAAGUCCAUCAAGAACCUGGAGCUCUACCGCCAGGUCUUCCUCGAGCAGCGUCGCCUGAGCCGCGGUCCUGGUGCUCUUGGCCCGCUGCCCAAUCUGCCAGAGAACCUGGACGCCAGCGUCCUCUCGCCGCGCGUCUCGCAGAUCUACGAGGAGAUCUUCGACGGCAGCCGCAUCUCGCGAGUGUCCAUCGCCUCGGGCAUCUACGAGGAGAUGAAGCCCUCGGUCAUGGAGACGCCCUCGCCGCCGCCGCUGCCCGCUCAUCCCCAUCGCCAGCGCAUCAACACCUUUGAUAUUCCCCGCUCCAGCACCAAUCCCGAGUCGGAGUUGGCCAAGAAGAAGAAGUACAAGAACAUGCUGGACACUCUGUUCGGCGGUCAGCGGCAGAAGCAGCAGCAGGAGGAGGAGGAGGCGCUGCCGCUCUACGAGAAUGCUCCCACCCCGGAGCCAGUGAAGCGCACUUCCCAGCUAAGCAAGUCGCAGCGCAACAGCUUCUCCAGUCCCGAUCUCUCCAAGCUCAAUUUGCUGGACACCUUUGGCGAGUAUUUCGGCGAGCAGAACCACGAGUCCAGCCUGGAGCUUAACAUCAGUCUGGACGAGUCGGCCAUUGAGCCGAUUUCGCGCCAUCAGAUUGUGGCGCAGAUCACCAGCCAGCUGAGCAGGGCCGACUCCCUGGAGAGCCUCAACGUAUCGGAGCAACUGCCAUACAAUUUCAACUUUUCCGCCUGCAACACGUCCACCAUCAAUCUCAUCGGAUCGCAUGGAGCUGUGCCGCAGAGCAAUCUGCUGAAGAAAAACAAGAUCCUGGAGGACGAUCUCACGGGCUACUGUGUGAUGGCGCCUAUUUUGAAGACGGUAAAGGAGCUGCCACCGCAGCCAGCUGGCAGCACGGUCUCCACUUCGUCCGGUUACUCCACCGGCUCCUACUGCUCCUCCACCAGCAGCUGCAACACCGAGGAUCAGCCCACCAAGACGCAGCAGGCGGCGGCGGCCAACGAGAGUGACAUCUACGAAGCCAUGCACGGCAGCUCCUUGAAUAGCACGGUUGGUGCAGCUGCCGCUGGAUUUGCAGAGCAUCUCUACGAGAACCUGUUGGCGGUGAAGGCCGCACAGGAGCUGGAGGCACAGCCACUUGGUAUCGGACUAAGCACCAGCACACCCACCGAAUCUCCACUGGCGCCCGCUUUGCCGCAGAAGGGAACGCCCAAGCAGAAGCCCGAGGAGGAGGAGGAGAACUACUACCAGACGCCGAGGAAGUCGAUCAUCAGCGUGGACGACAAGAUACCCUCCUACUAUCCCAACAGCUGCGACACUCUCAAGUCGAAGCGACGCAGUCCCACCGAACAUGGCCCCAGUUUGAGGCACCUGGUCAGCUCCAAGUUGCGACGCGAGCGGAAGGAGAACCUCUACAUCUCAUCGCCCCAACAGAUCAUCGAACAGCGCCACAAGGCGGCCACCAUCUCAUCAUCAUCUUCAUCAUCGUUAGCCAAGACUAAAAUCUCAACCAAGAAGACUGCCGCCCACAAAAUCUCGGAGAGCGUUUAUGCUGUCACCCAUCCAGUUAAGCGCCCAAAUAGCACCAAUAGUCAGAGCAUCCAAAACAAUAACAAUAACAAUGAGGGCGUGGACGAUGAGCUACUGCAUUUGACCAUGCUGAAGAACAUUGACUUUAAGUUCGACGAUGGGCAAGUGGGUGAAGAUUCUAGCCAGCCAAAGGAGAAGGAGCAGCAGAACGAGGCCACGCGAAUCCUGCAGAAGUACGCCACGCUGGCCAUUCGUUCGCCAAACAAACAAAAGACAGCUGAAAAGCAUCCGGAGCCCAUGAUGCAGUCCGUGGCCACCACAAACGAACUGCAACCUGCAGGAAGCGGCAUGAAGAAGUUCGCCUCGCUGCCACGCUUCAAGAAAAUUGACUUUUCUCCACUGAAGAUGCGGCUCAACAAUGUCCUGCAGCGAAAUCCUCCGUCGCCGCAGCAGUAG
Drosophila takahashii is the source of this 2340-nucleotide messenger RNA. It is a transcript of the gene sced, whose product is annotated as scrambled. The record is from RefSeq and is a predicted model, not a curated record. Lineage: Eukaryota; Metazoa; Arthropoda; Insecta; Diptera; Drosophilidae.